UCUGAUCAGAUCUCAGAAACGAUCCUGACUCAAGAGACUGGAUACCAAAACUGACACCGUUUUAUGCAGACGAUGGCGUGUUUUAUUGUCGCGCUCGGUCAAAUCGUUUUAUUUGGAUUCAUCGCAGCAGCAAAAGGCAAAGCUUGUGACAUAUACGCUUUUGUCGGGGAGAGCGUGACUCUGUCUUUUGAUUAUGAAGGACUGACAAAGUCACAUUUUUUGAGAUGGACUCAUAACUCCACCAUUGUUUUUUCAAGAGCACAAAAUAGUGUGAAACCUGGAAAACCAGAAGACAUCACUCCAACUGGAUCUCUGCUGCUGAAGAGUGUAAAGCUGCAAAGUUCAGGAACUUAUCAAGCAAACGCCAUAUAUUCUAACGGUACCAUGGAUAAAACCUGGACUGCUCAGCUCUGUGUGAUGGAAAAUGUACCAAAACCUCGAGUCAAUUAUAGCUGUGGCACCAACGUCGUUAAGCUUAACUGUGAAGUCUCCAUGUCAGAUGGUGUGUUUUUCUCCUGGACGCGAGAUAAAAAGCUCUUACCAAGUGAAACAAGACAAACUCUCAGCAUAUCACUGAGUGACUUAAAAGAAGACAUCGACUUUUCCUGCUCGGUGGCAAACAAAGUGAGUGCGAAGAGCAGCGACACAGUUCGGCCAACAUGCACAGCCCCAAUGGUUUACUUUAAAACCAAAACUGUUCUGGGAGUCCUGGCAGGAGGAGCAGGUUUGAUUUUUCUUUUGCUCGUCAUUAUUGUGGUCUUAUGCCGCUCACGCAGACGCGCCAAAUCUAGCAUGCAGCUCAGUGACAGAGUGGAGUUCAAGAAGCGAGAGGCGGAGUCCAUCCCAGAGUAUGAGAGCAUACACAAUGUGGAGACUUAUUCAUCCCCAAGUCCACAGCCUUCACCAAGGGCCUGUUACCAGAAUAUCUGACAGAAUGUCUGACAGUAAGUCUCCACAGCUACCGAAGGACAACAAGUGUCUCCAGUUAGUUUAAUUUUGCUACACCAUAAAGUGAAUAUGUAAUUGACUUGGCUGGACAAAAGGUUAAACAAAACUUAAUUUAGUAAUUCACUGAGUGAUGACAUGUUUGGUCAAAAAGAAUACAAAAAAGGUAUUUAAGCAGAAAAUCUUAGCUGUCACCUGAUUUUGACAGACUAUUGUCAAAA
This is a messenger RNA of Poeciliopsis prolifica (blackstripe livebearer), 1166 nucleotides long. Its product is annotated as T-cell surface antigen CD2-like. Bases 64 to 930 code for a protein of 288 amino acids. NCBI's taxonomy places the organism in Eukaryota, Metazoa, Chordata, Actinopteri, Cyprinodontiformes, Poeciliidae. The record is from RefSeq and is a predicted model, not a curated record. The transcript has a single exon.